AUGUCUAGAGACUCUAACAUUACAAAGAUCAUUGGUAAAGAUAACCUUAAUAAGUUACGCGCAACCAAAUGCCUAUUGAUCGGUGCCGGUGGGAUUGGUUCUGAACUACUAAAAGAUUUAAUAUUAAUGGAAUUUGGUGAAAUCCAUUUGGUAGAUCUUGAUACUAUUGAUUUAUCUAAUUUGAACAGACAAUUUUUAUUUAGACAGCGUGAUAUAAAACAGCCAAAAUCUACCACAGCUGUAAAAGCAGUCCAAGGUUUCAAUAAUUCUAAAUUAAUACCUUAUGAAGGUAAUAUCAUGGACACUACACAAUUUCCGUUACAUUGGUUUGGUGAAUUCGAUAUAAUUUUUAACGCUUUGGAUAAUCUUGCGGCUAGAAGAUACGUUAAUAAGAUGUCUCAAUUUCUAUCCAUUCCUCUAUUAGAAUCAGGAACAUCCGGGUUUGAUGGUUACAUGCAACCAAUUAUACCAAAUGAGACGGAAUGCUUUGACUGUACCAAAAAGGAAACUCCGAAGACUUUUCCUGUUUGUACUAUAAGAUCUACACCUUCUCAACCAAUUCAUUGUAUAGUUUGGGCUAAAAACUUUUUGUUUGCGCAAUUGUUUGCAGCAGAUAUUAAUGUCGAUAGCAAUUCUGAAAAUAAAGAUUGGGGUACCACUGAUGAGGAUGAAAUCAAAAGAAUUAAACAGGAGACAAAUGAAUUGCAAGAAUUGCAAAACAUUAUUUUGUCUGGUGACAAUUCUUUGAUCCCAAAGAUUAUUGAAAAGAUAUUUAUUCAUGAUAUUGAAAAAUUACUAAAGAUUGAAAACUUAUGGAAGACAAGAACUAAACCAAUACCAUUAAAUAUUAACGACAUAAAAACCGAUCUGACCGAUAGAGACCUCGACCUUAGUGCUCUGUGGUCAAUUCAGGACCAGAUUCAAAAAUUUAGCAGUAUAACCAGCAAACUAAUGAAACGUAUGGAGGAAGAGGAUAAUCAUAUCGAAUUCGACAAAGAUGACAAAGACACCCUUGAAUUUGUCUCCACUGCCGCAAACAUUAGGUCACACAUCUUUAACAUCCCACAGAAGAGUGUUUUCGAUAUAAAACAAAUUGCUGGUAAUAUUAUACCAGCAAUUGCAACAACAAAUGCUAUUAUUGCUGGUCUAUCAUCCCUGGUAUCUCUUCGUGUUCUAAGUUUAUUAGACUAUGCAAAGAUAUCUAAACCCACCGACUUGAACAUGACAUUUACCACCAAGGCAAGUAAUAUUUCUCAAAAUAGAUAUUUAUCUAACCCAACAUUGGCAAAACCUAAUUGCAACUGCCCAGUAUGUUCUAAGGUUAUGCGUGGUGUAAUGAAUAUUCCAUCAAACAUUUUUAAAGAAUUGAAAUUAAAGGAUGUUAUUAAUAUAUUGGCUGCAAAGUAUAAUUUUGAUACUGAGGAGUUAUCUAUUUUAGACACUACGGGACAAAGAUUGUUAAGUGAUUUUGAUUUCGAUAGUUUAGAUGAAAAAACUUUAGAAGAAAUUAAAGUUGUACCUGGUUCAGUUAUCUUGGUCACUGAUGAGACAGAGGAUGAAAAUGGGAUGGGUUUAAAGCCACUGGAAUUAUAUAUUGAGGCCAAGGACAUUAAUAUUGGUAAGAUAUCUGACAUCGCAUUACCAGAUCUCAAAAUUCCAUUAGUUCAGAUGACUACUCCUGAAGAACAAAACAACGAGAGCUCAACAUUUGAAACAGCAGUACUGCAAACAAAUGAGGUUAUCAAUUUGGAUAUUGAUGAUGAUAAUGAAGAUCUCAAAAAACGCAAAUUACAAGAGGAAUCUUCAAAUGCUACUCAGAAUAAAAGGAGUAAGCAUGAAGAGGAUGAUAUGGAGAUUAUAGAAGAAGAUGAUAUUAUUGAAUUAGACUGA
Messenger RNA from Maudiozyma saulgeensis, 1890 nucleotides. NCBI's taxonomy places the organism in Eukaryota, Fungi, Ascomycota, Saccharomycetes, Saccharomycetales, Saccharomycetaceae. The record is from the annotation of a GenBank genome assembly.